Lodderomyces oxycetoniae is the source of this 1422-nucleotide messenger RNA. It is a transcript of the gene SFU1, whose product is annotated as Sfu1p. The transcript has a single exon. Lineage: Eukaryota; Fungi; Ascomycota; Pichiomycetes; Serinales; Debaryomycetaceae. Gene Ontology annotation, molecular function: zinc ion binding; DNA-binding transcription factor activity, RNA polymerase II-specific; RNA polymerase II cis-regulatory region sequence-specific DNA binding. The record is from RefSeq and is a predicted model, not a curated record. Bases 1 to 1422 code for a protein of 473 amino acids. Gene Ontology annotation, biological process: positive regulation of transcription by RNA polymerase II; negative regulation of transcription by RNA polymerase II.
AUGUCAAAAAAACAUACUGAAGACAAGGUGAUCUCGAGCUCCAAUAUCUCAACAAGUCCAACUCCAAAUACUGAAGAGACUCGAGUCCGAGGAAGCGGCUCAAUAUCACCAAAAAGUCUGAAUUUAACGACAGACGAUGGACAACAAUGUUCAAAUUGUGGCACAACGAAAACUCCACUUUGGAGAAGAGCUCCAGAUGGAACAUCAAUAUGUAAUGCUUGCGGCUUGUAUUUGAAAUCUAAUAACUCCCAUCGACCCGUAAACUUAAAGAGACCGCCAAAUACAAUACCAAUAGCUAAGGAACAAGAAGGGUCAUGUAAAGGUGACGGACGGUGUAAUGGUACAGGAGGCUCCGCCGCUUGUAAAGGAUGUCCUGCUUACAAUAACCGAGUUGUUGCAAAACAUGCAUUAGAGAAACCAGGCACACAUGAAUUGAAAAAUACUGAUUCGACUCACAUCAAAUCGCUAUCGUCAGAAAGUAAGCAAAGUGGCAGCGGUAGCGGGAGCGGAGAACAAAACGACUACGAGAAUUCCCUCGCUAUUGCAUGCUAUAAUUGCGAUACAACUAUAACACCGUUAUGGAGAAGAGACGACGCCGGAAAUACAAUAUGCAAUGCUUGUGGGUUGUUCUACAGACUACAUGGCUCUCAUCGACCAAUAAAAAUGAAACGUGCUACAAUAAAGAGGCGUAAAAGAAACAUACCUGAAAGUAAGUCCACUAAGGAAACAAAAGUUGCAAAAAAAUCGACAAUAUCUUCGCACACUUGCACCUCGAGUACUCCGAACCAACAAGGAAAUAUGGCAGUUGCCUCUCUGGUUAAACCCUCACCUAAUCUGUUGUCAAGUUCACCAAAUAUGAAUAUACUUCCACCUAUUUAUUAUCCUCUUCCCUUCAACAGACCAGCCAUCGGUACCAAUAUGCAUUUGUCGACCCCUUCACCAUCAAUGUAUCCAAGAUAUAACGGUAGUGGUCGUCUUCCAAAUGGGCCAGGACCAGUUCCAGGACCACCACCACCUGCGACAGCAGCAGUAGCUCCUCCUUCUUCUUUUCCUCCUCCUCCCAUGCCACUAGCUCAAAAUUAUCAACCUUUACCAAACACACAAAGCUUGUACCCGUCACCGCCUCAAGUCAAAAUCAACAUCCCUCCAAUUAAUUGUUAUCUGGGAACUACAUUGCCUCCAAUCCAUUCAGACUCCGCUUAUAUAAAAUGCGACACACAGACGAAAAAGUUCUCAAAACCAAUAGCCAUUGAUUUUACGGCAACUUAUAGAGUUGAAAAUAGACGAUCAAAUAUUGAUCACGAAGAUAGUGAGAGAUCUACUACAGCAUUAACAUUGAAACUGCCGAGCUCUAAUAGCGAAGAUAGCAAACCAAAAGGAAACAAAAAAGCCUUGACUAUAGGAGGGUUACUUAACGGUUGA